Phaeodactylum tricornutum CCAP 1055/1 is the source of this 939-nucleotide messenger RNA. RefSeq lists its product with no specific name. The record is from RefSeq and is a predicted model, not a curated record. NCBI's taxonomy places the organism in Eukaryota, Bacillariophyta, Bacillariophyceae, Surirellales, Neidiaceae. The transcript is spliced from 2 exons. The coding region runs from base 1 to 939 and encodes 312 amino acids.
AUGACUCCUUCCGACGCUGCGAAAGCGGCGGCGUCUCACAUUCGUCGCAAAGUGUUAACCCAAAUGGCUAGCGGCAUAGGGGUCGUUAGCGUCCCCGUGGCCGUUUGGUGGUACCUGACGUACCACGAACGCCAGGCAAAACUGGAAGACGUACGCACACGGGUGAGAGUUCCAAACGUUCAAGAUACGGACGACUUGCUGGUGGAAAAGUGUCAGGCGGGGGACGUGAUUCUGUUCGAUCGGCGAUGCGAAAAAGUGGCGGCGGGACCGUGGGCAGCAAUCUCCUGUCUCGCAUCACGAACUUUUCUCUGCGACGACAAGAAACUCUCUUCGCGGACCGUGGCGGAAGGGAAGUUUGACCACAUCGGUUUGGUAGUUCCUGGUUACAUAAAGUCGCGUCACGACGCCUUGGACGCAUCCAAUCUGUUGCUGCUCGAACCUACGCCCUCAGGAAUCGUCGCUCGCGAUUUGAAAACUCGUCUGGAAGUAUCUUCGUCGCGAUCCGUCGUCCUGCUCCAAUUGUGCAGCCCAGGUGAAAAGCGCAAUGUAGAGGAAGACUACGAACAGUCGAUACCAGUGGUGCGCGCCAGAAAGCAUGUCGAAACCGAACUACGGAAAUUCCGUGAUCGCUGGAUUGAGCUGGGUAAAGACAGAAACUAUAAAUACAUGCAUUCGACGCUUGGCUUGGGAGGUGCUCUUGUUUACGGCAUGGGUAUGCAAGAUAUGUUGAGUGGUCCCGUCUCGCCCAGCGCCUAUCUUGUACUGAUUGGUCUCCAACAAGCAGCGGCGGCGCAAAACAUUAAUGAUCGGGAGAAUCGUGCAAUCAAGGUCGAAGACUUUUUGCGCGACCAUCGAUUUGAGGAAAGACACGCAGUGAGACUGCGUCCGGGAUGGCGUUUCUUGGCACCGAUUCCCCUUCGCGAGACUUCAAGAUCGUAA